AUGACGUCCGACCUCUACGACUCGGACGAUGCCAUGGGCCGGUCGCCUCCACCGGUGGCGGUGAAACCCAAGUUACAAGCGGACGAACCCCUGCCGCCGUUCGUUCCCAAAUCCGACGAUGCUCCCGACAAAAGCGAAGGCGACAAGGGAACGCCAGACCGUUCCCGUAAGCCGCACUGGCCGGAAUCCCAGACUCAAACGCGUCACGGCGACUCGGUGCUGAUCAAUUUUUUAGCCCCAGACCGUCCGGAUAUUGCUGCCUAUGCGCGCGAGAACCCGUUGACGGACGGGCUCAGGCAGGAUCGGAGUUCAGAGGAGAGGAAGCCACCGGCACCGUGGGAGGGCACGAGGGGGUCAACUUUGGCGACGACUCCCGCGACAGCAACGAUAGCGGCACCAACACCGACACCGACACCGACAGCGUCAGCGACAGCGACGGCACGGACGACUAUAGCCACCCCGGCAGCACCGCCAGAACAUUCUCACAAAGAGGAGGGACCGGACUAUUCUGCAAAGGACCACGAGCGAUCACUAUCUCCACGCAACAAGUUCCCCACCACGCUACCCCCACCGGUACCGUGUGCGCCGGUGGAUAUCAACAACAACAACAACACCCACCUCCACGGCUUCAAGUCUCCGCCUCAGCGUCCGCAUCGUCCCAGUGUGUCCACUCUCACCCAACCAGACCGCAGACUUUCGAUCGACCAGCCUCAGCCUCCGCCUCCACUCAGUGACAUCAAACGAUCCCCCGACCUCAGGAAUCGCAUCUCCCUACCGUCUCUGCCGUCUCUCCAGGCACUGUCUCCUCCGUCCUCUUGCGCCGGCACCUCCCCCGAUAGCGGCAAUAAUAACAACCAGAUCCUGCCUUCUAUCCAUUCGGCCCUCAGUGGUCUCUCCUCGAGCGACUUCCCUCCGGCGCGACACAAUGGGCUCUCACCCUAUUCCUAUCCUCCAUCCGCGACGUCACAAAAUGAUUCGCCUCACGAUCGUCAACUGCCGAGGCAAUUCUUCCCCCAGCAAAUACCACCCAGCCCAUUCUCGCACUUUUCCCCGGUGAGCCUCAAAGAUGCGUCAAAUAACCCGUCCCCGGCGUCGCAGCCAUCGUUUUGGAGACCGCCAGUACCUCCGGUCACACAACCUCCUCCGCCUUCGCAGGCUGCGGAGACCCCGCACCACCCGCCGACUCCUUACGACAUGUCUCCCAUGACCACGAAAAGCCCCGCAACGAGCUAUCCGACGCCGACUGAGCAGAUUGCUCCGACUCCCCCGGCUGGUGUUUGCGAACGAACUGCGUUCAGCUCUACCCCGCAAGCCAACGGAGUCGCGACGACGGGCAGCUACAAGUGCACCCAUCCGGGAUGCACGGCACCGCCUUUCCAGACGCAGUAUCUGCUCAACUCGCAUGCGAACGUUCACUCGCAAGACCGGCCACAUUUCUGUCCAGUCGAUGGCUGCCCUCGUGGUGUAGGAGGAAAGGGCUUCAAGCGCAAGAAUGAAAUGAUGCGACACGGUCUGGUGCACAAUUCGCCGGGCUAUGUCUGUCCAUUCUGCCCGGAUCAGCAACACAAAUACCCCCGCCCAGACAAUCUUCAACGACAUGUCCGCGUUCACCACGUCGAUAAGAAUAAAGACGAUCCGAUCCUCCGGCAAGUCCUCGCGCAGCGGCCGGUAGGCAGCACCCGAGGGCGGCGGCGGAGGAUGAACUCCGGAUGA
Penicillium argentinense is the source of this 1713-nucleotide messenger RNA. RefSeq lists its product as uncharacterized. The transcript has 3 exons. Gene Ontology annotation, biological process: regulation of transcription by RNA polymerase II. The record is from RefSeq and is a predicted model, not a curated record. Bases 1 to 1713 code for a protein of 570 amino acids. NCBI's taxonomy places the organism in Eukaryota, Fungi, Ascomycota, Eurotiomycetes, Eurotiales, Aspergillaceae. Gene Ontology annotation, cellular component: nucleus.